AUCCUUCUCAACUCAACACACCCCCACCGUAACGAUUAGCAGAUCCGCAUUCACCUCACACAGAUCGCACGCUGCUCUUCACGGGACUAUAAUUACCCACCUAGGCGCAAUCUGCAAUGGGGGGUGUGGGGGAGAGAGACGUGCUUGUAAUCUGCCUAACGCGAAGCUGAUCCCGUUCAAAUUCGACCUGGCUCACGGCCGAUGCGGUCUAGGGAGCGCAGCGCUGGGAGGGAAAUAACGGGGAAAAGGGAUUGCACAGCGCCGGGUCACAUGGACCACGCACUCGCGCACGCCCGGUUGGCUCAAGUGCCUCCUGGCGAACGUCUCCGGGAAGUUACCCAGCACUGGCUUGCUCCUCCUGCUGCUGCUGCUGCUCCACCACACAGCCAUUUACACUUGAGCGCUACGCCAGCGACUGCUGCUGCUGCUACUACUGCUGCUGCUGCUCCGUGGACUCCUCUGAAGGUGGCUUCGAUGUCCCCGACGCAGCAUCGCCAUGGAUUACUGUACACGGUGCACUGAGCGCGCGCCCCCCCCGACCCCCCCCAACAAGCAUGGCCAGCAGAGAAGGCGUCCGAGUCCCAUCGCCGUCCCGCCUGGGACCCGUGUUUGUGACGGCUCGUCCUGCCGUGCUCAAGUCCGCCAGCCAGCUGCUGCUCGAGCAAGAGCAGAGACGGGGAGCUGUCGCCUCCGCCGCCGCCGCCGCCGCCGCCGCAGCAGCAGCAGCCACGGCCACGGCCACCAAGAUGCGCAGCAAAGUGCAGCAGGUGCGCUUCAAGGACGUGUCGGACGUGAAGGUGGAGUGCCACGUGGAGGUCGAUUUGGGGGGGGGCGCGGCACAGCGGGCCGCCCCGAAGCUACCGGGCAUCCGUACGCAUGUUGCCACUCCACCUAUGCCUGUGUCUUCUUGCCCACUGCAGCUCGCUGAGCCCUCGAAGGCUCUCAAAUCGACGGCAAUUCAGACGUCCCCCUGGAUCAAGCGCCAGGCUCUGACGGUGCCGUCGAGACACGGGGUGAAGUCGACCAAAGUGUGCUCCAACUCUAUCCAGGUUGCAAUCGUGCACCACUCAGCCGAACGGCAGGUUGGAAUCGAGGAGAAUGUGUCCGUCCGCACGGAAAGCGAUGACUUCAAGCCCCCCGGCUGUCAGGAGCCAAAGCAGACGUCGCGACGUCUUAAUAACUUGUCAGAGAAGACUGAAAUUUCUGCAGGAUGCGGUCAAGCUGAUCAAAACGCCGUCAACUCGCCGCGUUCUAAAAACAAGCAGGCCUCCUCCGCUCAAAAUGAAAAAGGCACACAUGGGGUAGGGUCAGGUGGAACUGAAGAACACAUCAAACCAAGCAAAGAAUUACAUUCAGAAUCAGAUAAAGCCCUAUCUGUCGAUGCCGAGAAUGAUAAAAGGCAAACAACAGCAACAGAACUGGCAGUCGCUGUGCUUGAACAAAUCACAACACUCACAUCCCACAUGGCUCCCUCACAAACAAGAAUAGCAAGACAACCCAUAGAGCACCCGCUGAUAUUAUCAGAAGAACUGCUGAAUUUUCAAAAACUGUCUGCAGAAAAGUUAAUCAUUCAACACGACUUCAAGGUGGAAACUCCUGAAUCAUUAGCGAUUAAAGGAGAGGCCAAUAAUCUCUCGUCUCCAAAUAGAGUGGCUUUUGGCACGGGAAAUCGAUCACCCUGUAAGAAUGACUGUCCGCCGGAUCUGCGCAAGGAUCACAAUCUGAACGAGCUGAUUACAAUCGACAACGACGAGGACCCAAAGCACAAUCCAAGUCGACAAGCGAGAGGAAGUUUGAAAGACCAGUCAUCGACAGCCGGGGGGGAUAAUGUAACGCAGCAGCAGCAGCAGAGCCACCAGUCCACCGAGGAGAGACAAGGCAGCAAUAAAGACCUACAAGGCUCGUGGGAGGAGGUGGAGGAGCUACGCAAGAAACUGCGGACCCUGGAGGAGGUCCUCAGAGCCAGCCAGGAUACCAUCAAGUUGCUGCUCAGCGUCAUUCAGGAGCUCGAGCGCGUACAGGCCCACAAGGAAGGCAGAUCAUAUCGUUCUGGACAGGAUAUGACCAACUGUGAUGCUUGCCGCAAAAGUGCCUGCAUCAUAUACAGCGUCGAACACGACUUUAAGCAGCAGGAGGACAAGAUCCACAGGCAACUGAAGCCGAAGGAGACACCGUGCCCUGGUACCACUCCCCAGGAUGAGGUGGUCGACACUCAGCCACCGCCACCGCCCAGUCCUGAGGUCAAGGCACCAGAGUCCCCACCGAGCCCUGUUCAGCAGAAGGCCCUCAGGCCACUGGGCAAGAGGGAGAAAAAGGGCUGCUUCUGGUUUCUCUGACAGUGCUCUUUUUCUCGCACUGCUAUGGACACUCGUAAAAGCACAGGGAGGGCUCCAAUGAACCAGCAUUUUUUUGUUGACCUACUGUGUUUUGGGACGGACAGGAAGGAAAACCGCGUCCACUGAACACUGCCCAAAUGUGCGCAUACGGUAGUGCUGUAUGGAACAUUUUAUAACGGUACAAUGGCGGUUGAUCAUGAGCGUGGGAAGAAACGUACAGUGCGUUGUUGAUGGACAAACAAAAUACUUAUUGCAAUCUGUUAAGACUUCUCUUUCAACAUUCGGAAUAGGCCAUUGAUACCUGCUUGUAAUAAUAGGUGCAUUACAGAAUGGUUUAAACAGGAUUUAUUUUCUUGCCAAAAAAAGUAAGCAAAAACAACGGUAACAAAGUUGGCCAACUAAUGGCAUGCAUACCGUAUGAAUAUUUUCAUCGCACAGCACCUUGAAGAUGAAGUAGUGCCUAUCAAGCAUGACUGCUAGACUUUAACAUAGAUAAUGGUUAAUUUUAUAUGCGUAUAACAUUGUCACGAACAUGUCGCAUACGGAGUGAGACAUGACACCUAAUUUUUAGCCUGUUUACAAGUGUGCUGCCAUGGGUUACCUGCUGAGACCGAACUGGAGAGACAGCUCAGAAAACAAGGAAGGAAAGAAGCAAACUUUGAACCCUCCUGAUGGAUUUACACAGAGGUGCCAUUAUUUGGCAGCAUGCUCAGAUGUUCCCCACGUUUGCCAAGUAAUGCCACUGAAACGUCACGUCCCUGCCAUACGUGCCACUUACCCUCCCCAUUGCUCCUCCCACCCACCACCUUGCUUCACAAUCCCUGGACAUGCAACUGAUGUAAAUGCAAAACCUCUUGUGAAUUUGUGUUUAUUGCGUGAAGUGUUUGGACUGCAACAGGAUGGUGUGAAUAUUUUUGCCACGGAAAUAUUUUGUCAAUGAAAUAUCAUCUCAUUAUGAAUAUGAUAUUACAAUACCGUACCAUAAUAAAUCAUUGCAACUUAACAAAUAGACUUUAUUGUGUCCACAACGUUUUGUCGGCAUAUUUAAUUAUACUUAUUUAUUGUCGUAUGACAAUCACGCUAAAAUGAAACGGUAUAUAAUUAUUUAUUGUUUUUAAAAAAUACAAAUCACCCAUAGUUUAACAAAACUAUAUUUAAAAUUGUGAAAGUAUUUAUUUAUUAUUGACUUGCUUUUUAAAACUUGUACUGUUGUUGCGUGAAAAAAAUAUAUAUACUGUAAUCAAGAACAUAAAAUAUCACCUCGUUUAUAUAUUGCCAUUAAAUUAUACAUUAUUCAUUGUAACAUGCAGUGAAUUAUAAAUUAUAGUAAAUUUUCCAUACAAAGUUUGGAGUAAUUUGUUUUUUUUUCUUCCCAAAUGUGUUUUGUCACUUCAGUGAUUUCUCAUGCUGAUGGGUCAUAGACAAACUUCAAGUUGGAGCUUAAGUUAAAAUUAUUAGUGGUACACUAACUUGCUACAUUAGUUAUCGGGAGCCCGCCGCUUGGGUUUGUCGUCUGAGAGAAGGUAGGUCCUAAAGGUAGGUUAAGGUGCAGCUCUGUGAUUGCUUGCUUGUGCCGUUGUGCUGGCAGAAUGGUCUCCACUAGAGAAAGCUCUAGAGGGAAGUUGGCCUACUCUCCUACGCUGGCCAGAUGUCUUGGAAGAGGUGGGAUUGCCCACUUUAUCUUCAGGGCCUUUGGGAAUAACACUUCAAAUGUCUGUAUGAGGGUUCAUCUAUAUAAAAUAAAUCUCAAAAUCAAGCCUAUAUACAAAAUAUCAGAUAAUCCCAAGAAAAAAUGUGUUCCAAUUCUCUCCGCAAAGGGAAGUGACGUUACUAACAUGACAUCAAUUCUGCUGUUUUCCACCAAACUGGUGUCACGUGGUGUCGAGUGAUGUGACGUGUGUGAACGUGAUAAUACAUUAAUUCCUAACAACAUAAAUGACGUGAAAAUCACGAGAAAAAAAACGAAAAUAUUAAUUCCAAAAUGUUUUAAUUUCAAACUCAUCCCAGAUUUUCUUGUAUAUUUGUUAACCGUGAAUGUUCCAAUUUGAAACACUAGUUUAUAAUUUGGAUUAUGACGUGAUAUUUGGAGACUUAAUGUGAAAUGUUAUUAACUAUGAACCAAUUUAUACUGAUUAAGAAAAUAUAUUACUCAUGAAAAAGCUAAAAUCUUUUCAAUCGAGCAGUUUGUACUUAAUAAUAACAUGAAGAAAAUGGAACUGGUUAAAAAGAUCAAUUAUUUUUGGAUGGGGAAAUAUUUAUAAUAUCUUUACGAAUCACACCAACUAAAACUGUUAAUGAAGUGUGAACAGUGCAAAGCGAAACAUUUCUAUUCCAGACGUUCCAUGAUUACCAUAAGCUGUUAGGUUUCUACACACCCCGCCAGGAAUGUAAUGCUGCAAAUUAGCAAGCUAAUCUGGGUUUGAAACAUGCUCAGGUGGACUUGUGUGACAUUACCUGCGCGUAGAACGGUCACAAAUUGUGUUAGUGGAAUAAUAGAGACCUGGUUUUUACACGCUGACAUGAAUUACGCGCUGCCAAAUUAUACAUGUCAACGCCGCGACCGCACAUUUAU
Messenger RNA from Lethenteron reissneri (Far Eastern brook lamprey), 4908 nucleotides. Its product is annotated as inhibitory synaptic factor 2A-like. The record is from RefSeq and is a predicted model, not a curated record. NCBI's taxonomy places the organism in Eukaryota, Metazoa, Chordata, Hyperoartia, Petromyzontiformes, Petromyzontidae.